Messenger RNA from Nematostella vectensis (starlet sea anemone), 3572 nucleotides. RefSeq names its product WD repeat-containing protein 3. Bases 86 to 2872 code for a protein of 928 amino acids. The record is from RefSeq and is a predicted model, not a curated record. Gene Ontology annotation, biological process: maturation of SSU-rRNA. Lineage: Eukaryota; Metazoa; Cnidaria; Anthozoa; Actiniaria; Edwardsiidae. Gene Ontology annotation, molecular function: snoRNA binding; protein binding. Gene Ontology annotation, cellular component: small-subunit processome; Pwp2p-containing subcomplex of 90S preribosome. The transcript has 35 exons.
UGGCCACUGACACACGUGCAAAAUCCAAUAUGGCGGCCAAACAGUAGUCAACAACGCUUUCAUAUUAUACCAAUUUCUGUGUGCUAUGGUGUUAACCAAGUCUUAUUUACGCUACGCUAGUCUCGCUAGCUUCGGCGUUGUCGGAUCCCUGAAAAGUAAUGUGCUAUUUGUGUCCCGUGAGGGGGCUAGAGGGGUCUUGGCCGUUGCUGCCGCUCUUGAAGAUGUUGUUAUUUGGGAUACAAGGAGACAGGAAAAGGUGUUAGUGUUAAAAGGCUCCAAAUCAGAGGUGACAGGCAUGGCUAUUAGUCCUGACAACAAGUCACUCGCUGCUGGGUACGAGGAUGGUACUAUCAAAAUCUGGGGUCUUAAACAUGGAAAUUGUCAAGUGACACUAAGCGGUCACAGGUCAGCUGUAUCCGUGCUUAAGUUUGACCACACAGAGGGUCUUCUUGCCUCAGGGAGCAGGGACACAGAUGUGAUUGUAUGGGAUGUGGUAAAUGAAUCAGGAUUAUACAGGUUACAAGGCCACAAGGGGAUGAUCACUCAGCUUGAGUUCUUCAAAGAGAAAAGUGUUUUGGUUACCAGCUCUAAGGAUAUGCUUGUGAAGAUGUGGGACCUUGAUACUCAGCACUGCUUUCUGACACUUGUUGGCCACAGCAGUGAGGUUUGGAGUUUCACACUGGCAAGAAAUGAAAGACGGCUUGUCACAGGAUGUGGUGACAGUGAGCUACGAGUGUGGGAAGUUAAACCAAGUGUGUCACCCAGUGACGACAAGUCUGCUGUGGGCGACAAACGGACUGCAACUGAUGCUGAUUUGCAAAGUGAUCAGGUUCAUGGACCUGUAUCCUGCGAAUUGCUGGGAUCACUGACCAGAAAGAGUCGCUCAAGGGUUGUGUCACUACAAACUGACCCGACAGGCCAAGUUCUGGCAUGCUUGGGAAAUGACUCCUUGCUGGAGAUUUUCAGAGUUGCAUCUGAUGAAGAGGUUGAGAAAAGUUUGCUGCGAAAAAUAAAGAAAGCAAGAAAGCGUCACAGAAAAGAGGCUUCAGGCGUGUCUGAAGAUGUUGCAAUGGUGAUUCCCCAACAAACUGUUGAUGAUGAACUACACCGUAUUCACUCCCUAAAACUCACAUCAAGAAUCAAAGCAUUUGAUAUAAGAAAAAUGGAUGAUGAAGUAAAGAUUUUAGUGUUGCUACAAAACAACACCCUAGAGGUUCACCAUGUACCGUAUGCAUCUACGGCAACGAUAGACACCACCCUACACGAGUCUGUGAGCCACCCUGGCCAUCGCUCCGACAUACGGACUCUUAGUCUCAGCUCGGAUGGGAUGUGCAUUUUGUCCGGCUCCCAUGAGUCAAUAAAGCUAUGGAACAGGGAGUCUCAGCAGUGCAUCAGGACCAUGGAGACGGGAUACGCCCUGAGCUCUUUCUUCGUACCUGGAGACAAGCAUGUUAUUGUAGGAACAAAGGCCGGCGCAAUUGAGAUCUAUAACGUUGCAUCUGGUAGUCUUCUGGAGACUGUGGACGCCCACGAGGGACCGGUCUGGUGUCUUGCACUAGCCCCUGACAAGCGUGGCUUCGUGUCGGGGAGUGGCGAUUCUUGCAUUAAAUUCUGGGAGUUUGAGCUCAUCACCGACGAAAACUAUUCAAAGUCGAGCAAGCGGUUGAGCGUUGCUCAUGUUCAGACCCUUAAACUUAAAGAAGAAGUGAUGUGCGCAAAGUACAGUGGCGACCAGCGUUUCUUGGCGGUCUCUUUACUCGAUUGUACAGUCAAAGUGUUCUUUGCAGACACCCUGAAGUUCUUCCUCUCUUUGUAUGGACACAAACUCCCAGUCAUGGCUAUGGACAUUUCGUCGGACAGCACAUUGAUUGUGACAGGCUCGGCGGAUAAAAACAUUAAGAUCUGGGGUCUUGACUUUGGGGAUUGCCAUAAGUCGAUAUUCUCCCAUGAUGACAGCAUUAUGGCUCUCCAGUUUAUCUCCAACACACAUUACUUUAUGUCAGUCAGCAAAGACAAGACCCUAAAGUACUGGGAUGCCGACCAGUUUGAGCAGAUCAUGGUAUUGCAGGGCCAUCAGAGUGAAAUUUGGUGUCUUGCAAUCAGCAGAGAUGGAGAGUUUGUGGUCACGGGUUCUCAUGAUCGCUCUCUACGGCUCUGGCAGCGCACAGACGAGCCUGUGGUGCUAGAGGAGGAGCGGGAACAGGAGAGGGAAGCGAUGUACGAGCAAGCCUUGGCACAGGGUCCAGAACAAGUGAUUCCUGGCGAAGUUGAGUCAGAAGCUGCCAAGGCCGGCAAGAAGACAAUGGAGACGGUGAAAGCGGCGGAGCAACUGAUGGAAGCCAUCCAACUGUACCGGGAAGAGACUGCUAAGAUGGCCGAGUACCGGGAGGCUUCUAAGGGGGGUAGUAAGGUCGCACCACCACCAGUGCAUCCGAUCCUCAAGGCCUAUGGCGGCAUGUCGCCAUCUCGAUAUGUGUUACAUGUCACAACGAAGAUUCGCUCAAGUGAGUUGGAGGAGGCGCUUAUGGUCCUGCCCUUUGAUUACGUCACCGAUUUCCUUCGUCUCGCAGACACGUGGAUCAAGGCCAGUCUAGACAUCGAGCUUGUUUGUCGCUGUAUGUUCUUCCUCAUGAGGAUUCACCAUAACCAGAUCGUCUCUACCGAAAAGCUCUCAUCAGUCGUAGACUCACUCCGAACAUCCACCAAGGCACAAAUUCAAGGGCUACACGACAUGAUUGGGUUCAACCUAGCCGGUCUGGAGUUCAUGAGACAGGAAAUGGAAGCGAGGAGAGUGUCCUUCUUCACGGGCGCUGAGGAUAAGCUCAGAAAUAUACGCAAGAAGCAAAAGACAGUACGACACGUAUUCACUUGACCUCUGAAGACGGGCAGUAUAAACGCAUCAAGCUUACCCGGAUAUGCACGAACCUGAAUAUCUUGACCAUACAAACAGUGGUCGUUCGACACCAGCAGUACGAGGCUGCGACAUGUAUUCAGUUAACCUGGAUAUAAAGGGCAGUAUGAACAUGCUUAGGUCACCUGGAUUUCGCAAGAACCUGAAUAUCUUGACCACAAACAGUGUGUACCCGACCGUGUAAAGCCUAAAGAUUUCGACUUGUAUUCAGUUGACCUGUAUAUAUCGUCAGUGUUUGCUUGCUUAAGUCACCUGAAACACGCAAAGACCUGAAUAUCCUGACCACAACCACUGUAAGACUAUAUGCCACAAUCUACAAAAUACAAUGAUUUCGCCUUGAAGACAAAUCAAAGCUAGCAUGAAUUGAUAGAACCCGCCGCUUAGAAAAACUUUUGAGAUCAAUCAACUUUAUUUCAUCUUCAUAAAUGUACAGAUGGGCGUAAAUAAAGAUGAGAAGCCUACUGAAAGAUGGAUAAUUCAGAGUAUAGGUCCCUUGUGAGGCAUACAUAUUGGCUUUGUUUACUAAGCCAAACGAGACGAAAGACUAGAAAGCCGGUCCCACUUCUGCAAACGUUAGUAGUAAUAAAGUUGAUUUGUAGGAGAACGGGACUAGACUAGGAGUGAUUUUCAUUUGACAUCAAAUAAAUAAGACAACACGGGA